UAAAUAGAAGAAAGAAGAAAACCAGUUUUCUGUGUUUUGUGUAAAUCACUCUACGUUUCUGACUUUCAACUAGAAUGGACUUAACCCGGGUGUAAUGUAAUGUCCUGAUCCAAGUUCACACCUCGGAAGCACGUAGCAUUGUGGAACACCAACUUUCCAUGUUUAAAUUACAAAAUCAUGUAGUUUUACUGUGAAUCUUCCCAAUUUCUGGCUUGAAAAUUUUUUAUUUAAUUACAAAUAGAAUGCACCACAAUUUUAAGUACUUUUCUGACUCCUAACCGAAACAGUAUUAGUUUGGGUGUGAUAUUCUUUCCAUAUCUAAGUGUGAUUUCCAUGGUACUUUGAACACAUCAUAUUCCCUCAAAGGGAUUUCUAUAAAUGAAACUAGUUUCUGUUCUUUGUGACAUUUUCACACAUUCCAUGCAUUUAUUCCUGCAUGCUAUUCCUGGUCUAUUAAUGGUAAGGGACAGUUUUAUCCCCAUAAAUGUUCUAUUCUGACUCCAAACGGGUUGGAGUGAUUCCUCUGCUGACAAUAGACGAUCUUGGUGCUGCACACGAAAGGGAAAGGAAACGCCGACUUCUCCAUUCCAAAAUCCCCUCUGCCUCAUCUUUUAGCUCCAACGUCUUGUUUGGUCGAUCUUAAGCUUUGAGACGCUCUUUCCUUGGCUCCAGGGCUUCUUUCGGUCGCUUUUCGACUGCCCCUUUGCGCAGAGACGGUUGUUGGCCUUGAGUAAUCCACCUCCGCUUGAGAUUUGAGGCGCCAGAUUUAUCGAGCCCGAGUGGACAAAGUUGGUAGUUAGCCACCUAGCUAACUGUUAGCUUGUAGCCCUUUUUGGUUCCAGCUUCGGGGGCGUCGUUUUGCGCUACAUUUGGCUCCCGACAGCUAGCAGCUACAUCUGAAUGCUGCUUUUGGUGAGGUUUAGAGCUGUUGUCGGUAGCUAAGGCGCUCCAUAUUGGCUGCUCGCUGUUAAGUCAGCGUAAAAAGCCCGGAAGGAAGCCAAAGUGAAGGCCCGAGUUCAGCAACACCAAGAGCCGCCUCCAUCUGUGUGUUUGUACCGCCGCGCAGUGAGAGUUGACAGCUUACUUGGUGACAGAGAGACUUCUCCCUGAGGAGCCAAGAAGCAGACGGCUCAUGACUUCUGACCAGGACACGAAAGUUGUAGCUGAACCACAGGUGCAGCAAGUACAAGAGGCAAAAGAGAACUCUCAUUUGGAAUCAGCCAAGGUUUCGGACCUCAACCCCAAUGCGAAAGCAUGGGCCAACCACAUGUUUAGCCUGGACACCAGCGGCACUGCUGACACCACGACUGCUGCCCUGCAGCCAUGGAAGGAAGGCUGCGAUAGUUCAGCCGACCCCGGCCCAGAAGGCUUUGAAGCCAGUGAGGACAAAGCUUACAAGGAGCCUCAGCUAACUGACCCAGAUGAGCCUCCACCGGCACCAGUAAUGCUAGCAGAGCCAGCCCCCGUUGCCACCGUCACACUGGAGGGCUCGGAGCCCGCCUACACAGAGUACCCCGAGCCUGGGCAGCCAGCGCACACAGGCAGUGAUUCUCAGCCUGACAACACCCAGGAGGGCUUAAGAGAGCACCUGAAGAAGACCCUGGAGUUCUGCCUGUCCCGGGAGAACCUGGCCAGUGACAUGUACCUCAUCUCCCAGAUGGACAGCGACCAGUAUGUGCCAAUUGUGACGGUGGCCAACCUGGACCACGUCAAGAAGCUCAGCACUGAUGUGGAGCUGAUAGUGGACAUUUUACGAUCUUUACCGUUGGUCCAGGUGGACGAGAAGGGGGAGAAGGUGCGACCCAAUCAGAACCGCUGCAUUGUGAUCCUCCGAGAGGUUCCAGAGAGCACACCUGUAGAGGAGGUGGAAGCCCUUUUCAAAGGGAACAAUUUACCCAAGUUUAUCAACUGUGAAUUUGCCUACAACGACAACUGGUUCAUCACCUUUGAAUCAGAAGCAGAUGCACAGCAGGCAUAUCAGUAUCUUCGUGAAGAAGUGAAGACCUUCCAAGGGAAGCCAAUUAAGGCGAGGAUAAAGGCUAAGGCAAUCGCCAUCAACACUUUCAUGCCAAAGAACGGUUACCGGCCGGUGGAGGUGAACCCGUACGCUCAGCAGCGCUACACGUCCUACUACAUCCCACCUGUUUACAGCCCGCAGCAGCAGUUCCCUUUGUACAGCCUCAUCACGCCGCAGGCCUGGUCCACCACGCACGGCUUCAUCGACCCGGGGCUGGUCACGCCCUUUCACAACAACCAGUUCAUCAAUGGAUUCACCACAUCACACAGCUUCAAACCAGCAUCGUCGCCGCUCGCAGUCAGACACUUCUCACCCAGGAACAGGAAUCACAGUAAACCCCACCUGAGGCCGACGCUCCCCCCAGUGGACCGCAGCACCGGGCUCCUGGACAGCCCCGGCCUCUUUCCCAGCUUCCCCAGCGAGAGGCUCAACGGAGUACGCAGCAGCCCGCAGGCGCGGCUCCCCUCCAGUCAGCCCAGAACCAGGUUACCCUCCACAGCGGCCUUCCCUCGCAGAGACGCCGCGGGCACGGGCCGGGUGACCGAACCUUUAAUUCCAGAUUAUUCCCUGGGAGUCAGCCGAGGAAGGAAAAAGAGGGAUGAAAAGUUUACGAGAGCGACCCCUCAGUCGCCACCUCCCAAACCUCCGUCUCCAAGCUUCGAGCUCGGCCUCUCCAGCUUCCCUCCGCUUCCGGGAGCAGCCGGACAGCUCAAGACGGACGAGGCGUUCGAGAGCCGCCUGGGGAGCAGCGUGGUUGUUGAAACCACUAAGGAGCGGAAUGUAAAUCCAGACUCCAGCAGCAGCAGUGAUCUCCCUCCAGCGGGUCCCAAAGAGCCUCUCCAGUCCUCCGCCUCCCUGCUGCCUCCGAACAUCCAGCCCUCACCCACAACCCCGACGGCUCCCUCAGCCUCAAAAUCGACCCCAGCCCCCGGCACGACACACAGUCCCGUCCCUUCGGCCUCACUGGAGGUGAAGGUGACUGAGGUGAAGCCGAAGGAGGCACAGCCAUCUGUGGAGCGUGUUCCCGGCACUCUGUCCACUGCAAGCAAAUCGGUGCAAGUCAACGGUGCUGCCACGGAGCUGAGGAAGCCCUCCUAUGCUGAGAUCUGCCAGCGAGCGAAGGAUGCCCCCACAUCACUGCAUUCAGCCACCCCCAAGGAAGCCAAACCAAGCUGCGCUGCCCCUGCAGGCGAGGAGAAGAAGUGCACUGACACCUCUACCCCAUCAGGGGAGCACAAGGCCCGAGAGACUUACCACCCCUCCUCCAAAGCCGGCCCUGCCUCGGUCACCCAGGGCAGACCCUUAAAGGAGGGUCGAAGGCCGGCCGGGCGGUGGGCCUCCCCACCCCCACACCCAGGGAAAACCUCCAGCAAAGAUGCCCAACACACCCCACCCAAGUCCCCGCAGUAAGGCGGUUCCAGGCCCCUCUUCUUCCUCCACUACGCUCCACUUUCAAGUUUAAAAAACAGUAAAUAAGUCGGGGCUACUCAACUUAUAUCCCAGUAUCACCAGUCAGCAAACAAGCAUAGAGGACGCCUUCUUUUCUGGAUCAGGGGCUUGCAGAUAUAAAGCACUUUACUGUGCAUGUAGAGCAAUGUCCCUUCUUCUUCUUUUAGUUUAUUUAUUUGAUUUUUCAAAUCUUUGUUUUAUUUAGUUUUACAUCCCUCUUUCCUCUGCAGCUGUGCCUACGCGGCCGUUAAGGCGGCUCGGCCCAAACAGACUUAGUUCUGAACGAACUGCCGCGUGGGAUAAAAAUCGGUCUCCAGUGUGACGAAGCAGAUGAUGGGAAUCAGAAUUCACCUUGUUAGGUUUUCAUUGUGACCCGUAGGCUUGUGGCAUGUUGAGCGGCACCGUAUCUGGAUCUUAAAUAUGAGCCUAUCCCGUCUAACAUCCAAAUCCCAGAACGUUUAUUUUUCUAUUUACACUAACGUUAUUUGUUUUAUUUUUGUUUCUCCUCAGCUCCAUUUGAUGAUUUUGACUGUUGAUGCAGUUACUGAUAGUUACCACUGGGUGUCACCCUGGCUGCUUCUUCCUGCACAGAUCUGCUUCCUGUUUUUUCUUUUCCCUGCUAAUGAGGCCUGCUGGGCUGCAACGGCACCAAACUGUCUCUGAUUGAAACGUUUCUUCAGGAAAAACACUGAAUCAUCUGUUGGGAAGUGUCUGGAAGUGUUUUCCUGUUUGUUACACUUGGUCUAAUUAGCAGAGAUGUACUGUAAACGGAAGUGAGAUGCAGUGAUGCGGUUUAAAAAUCCAUCAUCAAAUCCAGCUGGUUUCAGUCCGAGAUGUCGGAAAACACUGGGAAAACUUCACGACGCCAUUAGUUAUCAUUCGGACGCUCUGGAAAAAUGGCAGUUUUCCAGGUGUUUGCACUUAAUUGGAAUAUCUGCUGAAAUCAGGGAGAAAAAACAAGAUUGGGCGCACCGGCACUGAUUCCAAGCAUUUCUCCCAGAUCACGGUGCUAGACGUGGAUUCCUGGAGCCAGUUACUGCGACUUGUUUAUUACUGGUUUACAUCCACAGAUCUACAACACAAGGAGAACCGGAGGGAAUUUGGUCUCCAUAGUUUUGCAGGAGGGAUUUUCAAGCCUUUUCUUGUUGUUUUGAUGACUUCUUACGGAAAAUGAUUAGUUGUUCUUGUUGAAGCAGUUGGUGCUGGUGAGGCUGCAGUGUUUAGAGUCUGGAUUUCUCCUCGUGCAGAACUGCGUUUGUAGCUGAAGAAUCCAGGAAGUGCAAAAUCUGGAAUAAACCUGGAAUAGUUUUAUGAAAGUGGAAGAGAUGUAGGUGAAUGAACAGAUUUGUGUGUGUUUACAUGUUAAAGAGGCACAGGCAAGUUGGUUUGGAGCAGGAAAGUCUGGAAUAUUCCCCUCCUGGAUAGAAAUAAUUGAAACUCCUUCUCCUUCCUUCGCAUUGAGUCUUCUCUAGUGUUUGGUUGUGGCAUUCGGAUCUGUUUCUCCUGGUUUUUCUGCACUCUUGGAUUCGCUCUAACUGGGAUAACUCAUCCAAAGAAUUGGAAACACAGCCUUUUCCCAGCCUCUUCGCUCCAGGUUUUUGCUGAUUAAUUUUCGCAGACCGGAGAUGAAAUCAAAGCACAGAGUUCAAGGGAUUUUUCCACCUGGACAAAUAGCAGUUGUCGAAUGUCAGAACGAAGUGUUGAAAAUCCACGAUCAGAGUGGGAAUUUUGGGGAUAUUUGGUCGGUAGAUCUGUUUACUGUAGCAGCCACUCUGGCAAAAAGUCAAAUAGUUUAGAGAAAUUAAGUUUUUUUUAGGGGAAAUGGGACGUUCCCUUUCUGCUCAUCAGUUGUGCUCAGGUUGAUCGUUUAAAAUAAAAACCACUUUGAAAACCGUCACAACGUCUCUAUCACGUCUUCCUGCAACAAAAAUCCCACUAAAGGAAAACAGGAGCCUGUUUGGAAAAGGGAAAACCUUUUUUUUUGUGCUGCUUUUCAUUAGAAUUUAAAAAAUUUAAAAUAAUUCGUUUUUGUUCUGAAGGACAGAGAUUGCGAUGCACUCGGAUGGAUUGAUUUUCUUUUCUUAUUGGUGAAAAAUGAUAAAAGUUUCCAUAUCAACUUAUUUAUAAAGCAGUGCUGUUUUUUUUUUUGGUUUUUUUUAAGUGAGAAGAUUAGGGGGAAAAAUCCAUGUUAAAGUCUCUGUACUCAUAAAAUGUAAAACAAAAUCCAUCCAGUGUUUGAAAAACUUGAAUUUUAUUUAAACUUGAAAAAUAACUUUGCCUUAACUUUUCUACAAGAUGAGCAUCAGACCCCCCCCCCCCCCCCCCCCCCCCCCCC
This is a messenger RNA of Girardinichthys multiradiatus, 5801 nucleotides long. It is a transcript of the gene larp4b, whose product is annotated as La ribonucleoprotein 4B. Gene Ontology annotation, biological process: positive regulation of translation. Gene Ontology annotation, molecular function: mRNA 3'-UTR binding. Gene Ontology annotation, cellular component: cytoplasmic stress granule; cytosol. NCBI's taxonomy places the organism in Eukaryota, Metazoa, Chordata, Actinopteri, Cyprinodontiformes, Goodeidae. The transcript has 17 exons. The record is from RefSeq and is a predicted model, not a curated record. The coding region runs from base 1133 to 3427 and encodes 764 amino acids.